Marasmius oreades (fairy-ring Marasmius) is the source of this 4489-nucleotide messenger RNA. RefSeq lists its product as uncharacterized. Gene Ontology annotation, cellular component: mRNA cleavage and polyadenylation specificity factor complex; nucleus. The coding region runs from base 123 to 4328 and encodes 1401 amino acids. Lineage: Eukaryota; Fungi; Basidiomycota; Agaricomycetes; Agaricales; Marasmiaceae. Gene Ontology annotation, molecular function: protein binding; nucleic acid binding. The record is from RefSeq and is a predicted model, not a curated record. The transcript is spliced from 22 exons.
ACAAGUUAGUCACGUACCACCUCCAGCCCUCACCACGUUUCUCGACGUGGGUUUCCGCUCGAGCUGCCAACUCUUCUCGGUCAUCUCGACGCUAAGGAAUACAAUUUUAAUUCCCUUUAAUUAUGCAUGCCCUCCAUCAGGAAGUCAUACCACCGAGUGGGGUGGAAUUCGCAACCAGCCUCAAGCUGAUACCAGGUGGUUUCGAACUGCCACCUAACACUUCAGCACGCCAUGAAAUUGCUGCCAGGGUCGUCUGCAACGUGGUAGUCGCGCGCUCUAACCUUCUGCGCAUUUUCGAAGUGAGAGAAGAGCCGGUAGAAAAGCAGGAGACGGUGGGGAAACCGCAGACAAACGGAGAUGUUGAGAUGGGUAAUGAAGCGGAAAAUAAUGGCAUUAUAGACAAGCCUGCAACUAUCACCAAGUUUUAUCAUGUUCGCGAACAUCGCCUUCACGGAAUUGUUACCGGGAUGGAGGGCGUCAAGACUGUUGCCUCGAUUGAAGACAAGCUUGAUCGUUUACUAGUUUCAUUCAAGGAUGCCAAGAUUGCCCUAUUAGAAUGGUCGGAGGCGGUUAAUGACCUUAUUACUGUUUCGAUUCAUACUUAUGAGCGGGCACCUCAACUCGUGGCCUUGGACUCGUCGCUACAUCGCCCCGAACUUCGCGUUGACCCGCUUUCACGAUGUGCAGCGCUUUCUCUUCCAAAAGACUCCUUCGCCAUUUUACCCUUUUAUCAGUCUCUGGCAGAACUAGACGCCAUCGACCAGGAUCAAGAACAAACUCGCGAUAUCCCAUAUUCGCCAAGUUUCAUACUGGACUUGCCAAUAUCCGUCGACAAGAAUAUGCACCAUAUCAUCGAUUUCGUAUUUCUACCCGGGUUCAACAGUCCCACCCUGGCGGUACUCUUCCAGCCGCAGCCUACGUGCACGGGACGACUAAAAGAAUUCAAAGAUACUGUUCGGCUGGUUAUUUUUGCCCUCGAGAUCCAAGUUCAAAAGUUCCCUAUCAUUACCGCGGUAGAAGGCUUGCCUCAUGAUAGUUUUGCGCUGCUUCCUUGCUCAACAGCAAUCGGUGGCGCCGUUAUUAUUACCCCGAAUUCUCUUAUCUACGUCGAUCAGGCUUCAAGACGAGUUGUCCUUCCCGUUAACGGCUGGGCCUCUCGGAUAACCGAUCUCUCCCUACCUCCCAGUAAUUCACCAGAGGACCAAGAAAGGAAUGUACUUUUCGAAGGCAGUCGGGCGGCCUUCGUCGACGACAAAACCAUUCUCGUCGUUCUCAAGGAUGGUACUGUUUAUCCUGUUGAAAUCGUUGUCGAUGGUAAAUUAGUAACGAGGUUGACGAUGGGAUCUGCUUUAGCGCAGAGCACUAUUCCCUCAUUGGCACGAAUGAUAUCAGAAGGAACAUUGUUUUUGGGAAGUACAGCUGGCCCCUCGGUACUCCUGAAAACUACACGAGUUGAAGAAGAAGUUGAAGAAGGAGAGUUCAAGGCGAACGCAGUUCAGGAUGUGGUCAUGGAUGAUGAUGAGGAUGACAUCUAUGGCCCUUCAGGACCCACGGAGCCGACAAGGAAUGUUGCAAAUGGCGCAUCUAAAAGGACUCGAUCUGUCAUUCAAUUAUCACUGUCUGACGCACUCCCUGCCCAUGGCCCAAUUGCCGAUAUUACAAUGUCAGUGGCUAAAAAUGGGGAUCGACUUGUACCCGAGCUCGUUACGGCUACGGGCGUAGGCGUCUUAGGGGGUUUCACCUUGUUUCAGCGUGAUUUGCCCACCCGUACCAAACGAAAACUCCAUGCAGUCGGCGGUGUUCGAGGGAUGUGGUCGCUAUUCAUACGUCACAAGGCGGAUUUGGACAAGAAGAACUCUUUUCCUCGUCCUGGGUAUGACAACUUGAUCAUCAGUACGGACGUCAACCCCUCUCCUGGGUUGUCUAGGAUUGGUUCACGAACGGCAAAAGGCGAUGUUAACAUCACGACUCGUAUUCCCGGGACCACCGUCGGGGUCUCAGCGUUUUUCCAUAAUACUGCUAUAUUACAAGUCAUGACUAAUGCGAUUCGUGUUCUCGAACCUGAUGGCACCGAAAGACAGAUCAUUAAGGAUAUGGAUGGUCAUAGCCCACGAGCCAAAAUCAGAGGCUGCAGUAUCUUGGAUCCGUUUGUGUUGAUCUUUCGAGAGGAUGAUACCAUUGGGAUGUUCGUAGGACAACCUGAGAGAGGCAAGAUACGAAGAAAGGACAUGUCGCCAAUGGGAGAGAAGGGCUUUCGAUAUCUUGCGGGAUGCUUUUUCGCAGAUACAACUGGUUUAUUAGAGUCGAAUCGCCAUAAUGCGGCCGCACCCGUACCACCCAGCGCUACGAGCGAGAAAGACGGAGGUGCCACAACGUCUAGCAGUGCCCGGACGCAAUGGCUGAUCCUGGUACGCCCGCAGGGUGUGAUGGAGAUAUGGACACUCCCAAAACUGACCUUGGCCUUCUCCACGCCUCUACUCUCUACUCUACAACCCGGACUGACGGAUUCGCAUGAGCCUCCUGCGCUUUCUCCUCCUCAAGACGCUCCGCGUAAACCUCAAGAACUGGAUAUUGAACAUAUCCUUCUUGCUUCUCUUGGAGAAUCCAGACCCAAGCCGCACUUAUUCGUUUUACUGCGUUCCGGCCAUUCAGCAGUCUAUCAGCUCUUGCCGGCCGAGCCCUUCUUGGACCCCUCUAUUACUCCUCGGGCAUUCUAUGUUAAUAUCAAGUUCGUCAAAAUCCUGGCCAAGAAGUUUGAGAUCUCAAGACCGGAGGAGGGUGCUCAGGGAAUAAUCGCAGAGCAGAAGAGGAUCAUCAGACAAUUCGUACCGUUCGUUACCAAGCCUGCUCAUGGUACCUCAAAGUUCUCGGGAGUGUUCUUGACUGGAGAAAAUCCUAGUUGGAUUUUGAGUACGGACAAGGGUGGCAUACGUUUAUUUCCGUCGGGCCAUGCCGUAGUACAUGCGUUUACGUUGUGCUCGAUGUGGGAAUCGAGAGGGGAUUUUAUGGUCUAUUCUGAUGAGGGUCCUAGCCUUCUCGAAUGGGUCCCCGAUUUCCAGUUCGAUGGACCUUUACCAUCCAAAUCGGUACCUCGAGGACGAGCGUACUCGAGUGUCGUCUUUGACCCAUCGACUUCCUUGAUUGUUGCAUCGGGGACGUUAGAGGCCCGGUUCACUUCAUACGAUGAGGACGGGAAUAGAAUAUGGGAACCAGAUGCUGUCAACAUCUCCGAUCCUACCGUUGAAUGUUCAACACUUGAGCUCAUUUCGCCUGACCUAUGGAUAACAAUGGAUGGAUAUGAAUUUGCCAAUAAUGAGGUUAUCAAUGCGCUUGCUUGCGUCACGCUUGAGACGUCUAGUACCGAAUCGGGAAGUAAAGAGUUCAUCGCCGUCGGAACGACUAUUGAUAGGGGGGAAGAUUUGGCUGUGAAAGGCGCUACCUACAUCUUUGAAAUCGUUGAGGUCGUUCCGGAUCCAUCCUUGGCGCCCAAGCGUUGGUACAAAUUGCGUUUAAGGUGUCGUGAUGAUGCGAAAGGACCCGUUACGGCUCUGUGUGGUCUAAAUGGAUAUCUUGUUUCUUCGAUGGGACAGAAGAUCUUCGUGCGUGCAUUUGAUCUCGAUGAGAGGCUCGUCGGUGUCGCUUUUUUGGAUGUAGGGUUGUAUGUCACCUCCCUAAGGUCGUUAAAGAACCUACUCCUUAUCAGCGAUGCUGUGAAGAGUAUAUCGUUUGUUGCUUUCCAAGAAGAACCUUAUAAGCUUGUUAUACUCGGGAAGGAUGUCCCGCAUCGUUGUAUCAAUCGGGUUGACUUCUUUUUCACCGAAAAUGAGAUGAUGUUGGUUGCAAGUGAUGAAGAUGGGAUCAUCAGGAUGUAUGAUUACAAUCCGCAGGAUCCCAGCUCUCGAGAUGGCCGACAUCUACUGUUACGCACGGAGUUCAAUGCACAAGCGGAAUUCAAAUCAACGACGCUCGUGGCGCGUAGGCCGUCACCAGAAGCUGUCAUUCCAGAAUCGAGAUUGAUAUGUGGUGGUACCAAUGGAUCACUAAUAUGCCUCACGCCUGUUGAUGAAGGCGCUUCGAAACGGUUGCAACUCCUACAAGGACAGCUCAGUAGGAACAUGCAACAUAUUGCUGGGUUGAACCCGAGGACACUUCGCAUCGUGAAGAACGAUUAUGUUUCGAGACCGCUGUCGAAAGGCAUACUUGAUGGCAACUUGUUAUGUCAUUUCGAAGGGUUGCCCAUUACGAGGCAGGUCGAGAUUAUGAAGGAAAUUGGAACGGAAGUUGCGGUGGUAUUAAAGGAUUGGGUCACUCUUCAGGGGCCCUGGUGAUGAAUGGACUCGGGGGGAAAUAUUAUGUUUAUUAAGUUCAUUCCACCAAGACCACGUUGCUACAAAAAACCUAAACGGCCCAUACUGAACACAUGUAACUAACUGUUGUUCCCGUUACUUGAUGAUCAAAUUAGCCGUUGAUGCCUGUGUCAUCGCACUAU